This is a messenger RNA of Coccidioides immitis RS, 967 nucleotides long. RefSeq lists its product as uncharacterized. The transcript has a single exon. The coding region runs from base 13 to 489 and encodes 158 amino acids. The record is from RefSeq and is a predicted model, not a curated record. Gene Ontology annotation, biological process: mitochondrial respiratory chain complex II assembly. Gene Ontology annotation, cellular component: mitochondrion. NCBI's taxonomy places the organism in Eukaryota, Fungi, Ascomycota, Eurotiomycetes, Onygenales, Onygenaceae.
GGAAAAAAGAAAAUGGCAGGUCCAUUCACCAUCGCACUUUCCACCCGAACGCUGUCCGCCACGCGCCUUCCCCUCCUCGUCCCUGUUUCUCUCCGCGCCUUCUCCCUAACCCACUGCCCACUUUCCCAAUCCAACCCCUUCCAGACCGGGCCCGCCCCGCCGCGCCUGCCCAAGGAGGAGCAGGAGAUAUUCGAGCGGCUCCAGCGCCAGUCCACAGGGGCGUUCAGCACACCUCGCUCACCGCCAAAGGUCAACCAGCCCGGCGAUGCUGACGCCUCCUCCUCCUCUUCUUCUUCUUCUUCUUCCUCCUCCGAGCCCCGGAUUGACGAAGGGGAAGAACUGCACCCGGACGUGCGGCUGGGCGUGAAGCCCGAGUUCGACGGAGAUGUGAAUCCCAAGACGGGAGAGGUUGGCGGGCCGAAAAAUGAGCCCUUGAGGUGGGGUUCCGGCGGCGAUUGGAGCUAUGGUGGGAGGGUUACAGAUUUCUGAGAGGAGCAAGUUGUGAAGUUGUGAAUGUGAGUGUGAGAAGUAUCGGAACUCUGCGGAAUGGGCUUCUGGAAGAGAAAAGGGCUGGUGUGUUUGGGGUGUUGGGGGGGGGGUGUUUAUACGAGCAAAACGACGAAGAUGGGAGACCGGAUGAUUGCGUGAAGAUCUCUGCCGAGUUAACUCAAGCUUCGCUCUAUGCCCAGAGAGAUAUUACAUGGUGCCUUAUGGCGCUUUUGCUUAGACGAGAGCCCGGAUGCUCAUGGCUUUCCUCUUCGUUCCUCUUCGACGUCCUGAUAUAUGGAAACGAAAGCGUGCAACGACUGGAGGUUAACUAUGUGGUUUGGCUGAACGUUUGGCCCGUGGAAGAAUCGUGGCGAGGACUCCUUUUUUUGUACGAUAUGACGACCGGCUAUGCUUAUUUUCGUCUCUUCUUUGUACUGUACCAUAGAAACUAUAUACAUAAUGCAUCCCGUAAAAAAAA